GAGGCUUGUGAACUCUACCGACAGGCACAAUAUAUAAAGCUUCACCGGUGCCCACAGUGUAUGCUCUCAGAACCAACAAUUCCCUCAGAGAUCAUUUCUUUACUACUGCUAAGAUGAAGCUGAAUACUCUCGUCUCAGCUGUCCCCUUUAUUGCCCUGGGUGCUUCUGCCUUCAAUGUCUCCGUCACCUUCUACGGCGCCACCGAGGACGAGUCCUAUUCCCUCCUCAUUCCGACGGAUGUGACUCCAGUGCAAAUUGAUAACCCAAUGGUCGUGUACAGCAUCUCCAGCCCCGGCGGCGGGUUUUGUACUUUUGUCGGGGUCGAGGGUGAGGAUGUGGUUAUUUAUGCGGAGGAGGAGGUGGAAUUGACCACCCCUCAGGCAAUCAAGUCGGGAAGCUGUGACAAUAACUAGCCUGUUUGUUUAAAAUGGCAUGUGGAGGGGAUUGCAGAUGGAUUGAAUAGAUAUGUUCAUUACUUCGUGCUUCG
Messenger RNA from Aspergillus saccharolyticus JOP 1030-1, 487 nucleotides. RefSeq lists its product as uncharacterized. The transcript is spliced from 2 exons. Bases 114 to 413 code for a protein of 99 amino acids. NCBI's taxonomy places the organism in Eukaryota, Fungi, Ascomycota, Eurotiomycetes, Eurotiales, Aspergillaceae. The record is from RefSeq and is a predicted model, not a curated record.